Messenger RNA from Mollisia scopiformis, 1629 nucleotides. RefSeq names its product general substrate transporter. Gene Ontology annotation, cellular component: membrane. The transcript has 6 exons. Gene Ontology annotation, molecular function: carbohydrate:proton symporter activity. Bases 1 to 1629 code for a protein of 542 amino acids. Gene Ontology annotation, biological process: carbohydrate transport; transmembrane transport. The record is from RefSeq and is a predicted model, not a curated record. Lineage: Eukaryota; Fungi; Ascomycota; Leotiomycetes; Helotiales; Mollisiaceae.
AUGGACACGCAGGCCUCUAGGGGUGCUCAACUUGAGGUUGCUCAGGCUGAGGCUCCUGAGUUCGAGAAGGUGACCUGGUAUUCGGAUCCCGGGUUGAGAGUUUUGUAUUUCUGGUGUGCGGUUCUUUGUGUCGCUUCCGCAACUACUGGUUAUGAUGGCAUGUUGCUAAACACAUCUCAAAACUUAAAGACAUGGGAGAACUAUUUCGACCACCCUAAGGGAGGCAAGCAGGGUCUCUUGAACGCUAUCUACCAGAUUGGCUCUCUGAUCAGUUAUCCUAUUGUGCCCUACAUGGCAGAUUGGUGGGGACGUAAAGUUCCUAUCGCCGUUGGUGGUGUUCUCAUGAUCCUCGGUGGUUUCUUGGGUGCUUUCUCAAACGGCUACGGAAUGUACCUUGGAGGAAGAUUCGUCCUUGGAUUCGGCAACUCUCUUGCUCAGAUGUCAUCCCCAGUCUUGCUCACCGAGCUCUGCCACCCUCAACAUCGAGGUCGAUUCACCGCCAUCUACAACUGCUUGUGGAACUUGGGUGCUCUCUUUGUCGCUUGGCUCGCCUGGGGCACAAUGCAAAUCCAAAACGACUGGGCCUGGCGCUCACUCACCCUCCUGCAAGCCCUGCCCGCCAUCAUCCAAGUAACAUUCAUCUACUGGGUGCCUGAAUCUCCCCGCUGGUUGAUCUCCAAAGAGCGCUACGAGGAAGCCGAGACCAUCCUCGCAAAGUACCACGCCAACGGCGACCGCCACAACGCGACCGUGGCCUUCGAAUUCAGAGAGAUCAAGGAGACGCUCCGUCUCGAGUUCGAGUUCAAGCAAGCUAGCACUUACAUGGAUUUCCUCCGCACAAAGGGAAACAGAUAUCGUCUCGCGAUCCUCAUUUCCUUGGGCGUUAUCUCGCAAUAUAGUGGCAAUGCUCUGUUUUCGAAUUAUAUGAAUCUGAUCUAUACCAGUGCCGGUAUCGUUAACCAGGAUCAGCAGAUUCCCCUGAACGGAGGUCAAACCCUUCUCUCCCUCAUCGUCUCCGUCUCCUGCGCCUUCCUCGUCGACCGCGUCGGUCGCCGGCCCCUCUUCCUCGCCUCCACCGCCGGCAUGGUCCUCAUGUUCAUGGCCUGGACGAUCGUCUCGUCGCAAUACGUCGGCCCCCUGCUCGCCGACGGCAAGACGCCCAACCCGAAAGCCACGAACGUCAAGACGACCGGGUACCCGCAGAUCGUGUUCGUGUGGCUGUUCAGCGUCUUCUACGCCCUGGCUUGGUCUGGCCUGCUGGUUGCGUACGCGUUGGAGAUCUUGCCGUAUAAGUUAAGAGCGAAGGGGUUGAUGAUUAUGAAUCUUACCGUCCAAUCUGCGUUGGUUCUUGGAAACUACACAAACGCCAUCGCCUGGGCGAACCUCGCGCCCCACGACUGGACGUUCUGCCUCUUCUACACGCUGUGGGAUUUCCUCGAGCUCCUCUUCGUGUACUUCUUCUACGUCGAGACCCGCGGCCCCACGCUCGAGGAGCUGGCUAAGAUUUUCGAUGGGGAGGGUGCUGAGGUCGCGCAUUUGGAUAUGAGGGAGGUGGAGAAGGAUAUCCAUAUGGAGAGCGAGCCGAUGAAUGAGAAGAAUGCUGUGGCGCAUAAUGAGAGUACUGUUUGA